Molecule: messenger RNA, 6685 nt
Organism: Biomphalaria glabrata
Lineage: Eukaryota; Metazoa; Mollusca; Gastropoda; Planorbidae
Product: leucine-rich repeat-containing G-protein coupled receptor 5-like
Exons: 27
Coding region: 477-5177 (1566 amino acids)
Biological process (GO): G protein-coupled receptor signaling pathway
Cellular component (GO): membrane
Molecular function (GO): protein-hormone receptor activity; G protein-coupled receptor activity; protein binding
Source: RefSeq, a predicted model, not a curated record
UUCAGAAGACGUGACGCACAUGGCGAGCAGUGUCCACGGCAAGUCAAAGCAAGAUAAUGUGGACUCCUCGAUCCACUCUACUGAAUUCUCUCCCCUGAUGUGGUGUAGUUGAAUUGAUUUCACUUAAUGUUUUCUUCCCAUAUGGUAUUGCGAUAUAGACAUCUCUGUUGUUCAGUGUGAUCUGUGGAAUACAGUGACAUCUUCAACAUAGUGUUGGAGCGACAUGAAUUCUGUGACAUAAAAGAGUGUUCGGCGUUGUUCAUCCAGAGACUUUCUAAAGACGUGAAUGCAUUCACUGUUGUACGUUAUGGCAUUACCAAAGUUCUAGCAAUAGAGUGCUAAACAAAGUGCUAAACAAAGUGCUAAACAAAGUGCUAAACAAAGUGCUAAACAAAGUGUCGAAAGUGUAAGGUUGACAUAUUAAAGACGAUUGAAAUUGUUCUCCUACUGUUAAGAAGACACAAGACUAACUCGUAAUGCCAAUGGGAUCUGUCUGUGUGUUUGUGUUGUUGGUGUUCUCUUUGAUCUUCAUACCGGUCACAUUUCAAUCUGCUGCAGAGGAUAGCGUCAAAGGAGUAGGCGUCAAAGGAGAAGGCGCCAAAGGAGUAGGCGUCAAAGGAGAAGGCGCCAAAGGAGAAAUCGCCAAAGAAGGCAGCCAAAACAUGCACGAGGAUCUGUUCGAGAGUUCGGACGAUGAGACAUUUUGGCAAGACGUCACGCUCAGCCCACUGUCAGACCAACACGCCGGAAUGAGCGGCGGAGCAGACGUGUGGCAAGUGGACGACGGUCCCUGGCUGGAUUCAAACAUCAAACUGGUGGACAGUUCUUUGGAUAACUACGGUGAUGAGAAAUACCCGAGUGAUGACCUUCUGGGUCAGUUUGAGUCGCGCGACAGAAUUUUCGGAGACUCUUACAACGACCCCACCUUCGGCACCGGUCUUGGAAGUAAGAGCGUCCUGAGUGAGGCCUCUGUGACAUGCCACAGCAAGUGCCUGUGUAACGGUGCUCUGGUGGACUGUUCCGGUCAAAACUUGACAUCAGUUCCGAGAGGCAUCAUCCCCGGCACCAUCAAACUAGAUUUAAGCAUGAAUAACAUCCAAGACUUUCACGAGGAUGACUUCAUCAACAUGACAAGUCUCCAAGAGCUUCGAGUAGUUGGAAACAAGCUGACGUCAUUACCUAAGCGUUUGUUUCGAAACAACCCAUUUCUUCAGAAUCUAAACUUUCAAGGAAAUCUUUUUACUAAAGUGCCUCCCAUGACUUUCCAGAAUUUAACCUACCUGCGACAGCUUUAUCUGGAUUCUAAUUCGAUUAAAAGCGUGAACAAAAGCGCUUUCAAGGGACUCCACUCAUUGCGAGAACUUUGUUUGGAUGCCAAUCAGUUAAAAACAAUCCCCGUUGGAGCUCUCAGAAAGGUUAAAGGACUGCAAGCUUUAGCACUGAACAACAAUCAAAUCACAAAAAUUCCAAAUCAAGCAUUUCACAAAAAUGUGAAGCUCAUUAUUGUACAAAUUGGUAACAAUAAAAUAAGCACAAUUGAAAAGGAUGCAUUUCUUGGCCUCACUGGUCUAAGAAUUUUAGAUUUAAACAAUAAUCAAAUCAGGAAUAUUUCCUCCUCCCUGUCAACACUUGAAGCACUUGAAGAUCUAAAUCUGGAAAAUAACAGUCUGAGUCAAAUCCCUGAUGCAAUGUUUGCCAAUAAAUUGAGACUUGAAACUUUAAAGUUAGAUCAGAAUCCAAUCAAGUCAGUCAGUUCUAAUGCUUUUGUAAACUUGCCAGCUUUACAAGAAUUAAAACUAUCUGAGGUCCAUAAUAUGGCUAUGUUCCCAAAUCUAACUGGAACAAUGAACUUGACUAAAAUAACACUGGACAGAGCCAACAUAAGGUUUAUACCAAAUGACCUUUGUUCACUAUUGGAGAAACUCUCAGUUCUAGAUGUUCAUUCCAACAAAAUAGAAGAGUUUCCUGCAAUGUCUAACUGUAAAAAACUGACUAUUUUGAACAUGGCUAAUAACUUUUUAAAGUCUCUUGAUGGUCAGCCUUUUAAAGGGAUGGACAGCCUGGUUGAUCUUACUCUCAACACUAACUCAAUUAAGAACAUACCACAAGAUGCGUUUACAGGAUUAUCCACCCUGGAAUAUCUAAAUUUGGCUGAAAAUGAGAUAAGAGACAUUCACCCUGAUGCUUUUCUACCUCUCAAGAGAUUAAAAGAUCUAAAUCUUGGGAAAAAUAGACUACAUCACUUGCCAACUGCAGGUUUGAUCAAUCUUGAGAAGCUCAAAGUUUAUUACAAUCCAGAUUUGAGAGAGUUUCCAGCUAAGGAAAACUUUCUCAAUGUCAACCACUUUACAAUGGCAUAUGCUUAUCAUUGCUGUGACUUUAUCCAUUCAAGACAAGAGCCAAGUGACUUAGAGUCUGCGGAGGAUUUUGUUGUGUUAGACUUUAAUAAUAAGUUAAACAUAAUUCUCACAAGACCAAGUGAAAUUAUUGACAGUUAUAGGAGUGAAAACCAGUGGUACUCAAAUGAAAGCAUUGAAACAUAUUGGGAGCUAAAUUUUGAAAAUGUUUCUUUAGAGAAUGGAAUGAAUUUUGAACAGUUUGGGAGUGACUUUGAUUUUUCUGAUCUUCAAACAAAACCCGAGGCCACAACCAAUCUGAAAGACUAUUCAAAUCAGCCAAGCUAUGUGGUUGCCAAGGCAGCCAUUACCUGCAAACCUAUGCCUGGUCCAUUCAUGCCAUGUGAUGACCUCUUUGGAUGGUGGUCCUUGCGUUGUGGCGUGUGGUUUGUUUUUAUGCUGGCACUACUGGGUAAUGGAGUCGUUUUCUUUGUCUCUGUGACAAGUAAAUCCAAGAUGGAUGUGCCAAGGUUUCUGAUUUGUAACUUGGCCAUGGCAGACUUUUUUAUGGGGAUAUAUCUUGGAAUAUUGGCCAUAGUUGAUGCCUCCACACUAGGUCAAUUUAAAAAGUAUGCUAUCCAGUGGCAAAUGAGUGCCAGUUGUUUAGUGGCAGGUGUCUUGGGUGUCUUGUCCAGUGAGCUUAGUGUCUUCACCCUGACUGUCAUAACAUUAGAGAGAUUCUAUGCGAUCACUCACGCUAUGCAGCUUAACAAACGACUUUCACUCAAGCAUGCAGCUUGUAUUAUGCUUGGAGGUUGGUUGUGGAGUUUCAGUCUUGCUAUGAUGCCAUUGUUUGGUAUAAGUGACUACAGAAAGUUUGCUGUUUGUCUCCCAUUUGAAAUUGAAGAUGUCAUUUCUAAAAGCUAUGUGUGCUUCAUCAUGGUCUUCAAUGGGAUCUCGUUCUUCAUCAUACUUAGCUGCUAUCUUAUUAUGUACAUUAGUAUCAGGGAUUCUCAAGCUUGGAAUUCUAAUGACACCAGGGUGGCUAAAAGAAUGGCAUUGUUGGUUUUUACAGACUUUCUGUGUUGGGCACCUAUUGCCUUUUUGUCACUUGCUGCAGCGUUUGGUAAAAACCUAAUACAUUUGAAUGAAGCAAAGGUUCUGACCAUAUUUGUGUUGCCACUGAACAGUUGUGCCAAUCCAUUUUUGUAUGCAUUCUUCACAAAGCAGUUCAAGAGAGAUUGUGUUCUCCUCUGCAGGAGAUUGGAAGAUUCAUCUAUAGCCAGGCAUUUUUCACAGGGAAGUCAACGCCAAGCAUCAUUCUCCUGGAAAAAUCAGCGCAGAUUAUCUGGCUUGCAUAGUUUAAUGGGUGAAGGGAAGUUUAAUAACAGCCGAAAUGGUUCUUCAGGCAGUAAUAGUUAUGGACUCAUCAACUACAACUCAGAGCAGGUGAGCUCUGGCAGCAACAGAAAAGACUCUGGUGGUGGCUAUGAUAAGAUCACCAACAACAACACCAAGUCCAAGUCUGUGAUCAGUAUCAGCAGCAAUGGAGUGGGUCACAAGUACAGGUACAAGAUCUGCCCAGGGGAGGAGGAUGAUAUUGAGGACAUAGAGGCCAUUUUGAGGAAAAGUUUCAUGAAGAGUUACAAGUGUAACGAUUGUAACAACAGCGAUGCCCAUAUCAUACUACACCAAGACUUCUACUCUCACAGUGGUACAGACACUAAUGGAGGAACAUCUGAAACUUAUAUUCAGGAAAAGGAUGACACAAACCUUACCCAGAAUUCUGACAGUGACCUUGAGAUGGAUGGUAAAUGUCAGGUCACUGACCCUGACUUUGAAGAUUGUGCUAGUCAUACUAAAAGUAUUGAAUCCACUAAGCAGAACUCCUCCCCAGUGUCUACAAGUUCCAGCCCUAAAGAAACCUGUUGCAAUAAGAGAACAGAGUGUUCCAAUGGGAAUAAACAAUGUCCAGCAAGUAGCUCUUCUGGCAUCACAGUUGUUAUCCGUGGCAGCCAGGAGGUGAAGCCAUCAGGAAAUGUUCAGUGUUCUUCAGAAGAACCAGAUUUCACUGAAACAGUUAGAGCACAAAAGAAAAGCUCCUUCAAAGACUUUCACAAAACCCCCAGUGGUGAAUCUUGCAUCUCCCAAGAGCUAAGCUCUGAUGGCAAGUCUGUGUCUCCAUCUAUUGAGCUGAACCAUUUCAGUGAUAGUGGAAAUGGUGGCGAACUCUCCACAGAUUCCCUCUCCAGCAGUGAACUGAUGCACAGUCCUGUGAAAUGCAAACACAGUGAGCCCAAGCUUUGGACUGAGGAUUCAACAGAGAAGGAUCACAAGCAACAGAAGCUUCAUCAACUUGUCAACCCAAUCAUACAAAUCUAUGAUGAAGAUCACAUCUGUGUGAACAGACUAGUUUCUAUCUGCAGUGAUGACCAAGUGAGACUUAAGUGUGACUUUUCAAAACAAAGGGACAGCACCAGCAUACCAGAAAUGAGUAAACACCAUGCAAGAGAUGGAAGUUGCACUAAAAGUAGGACAUCCACAGGCCACAGAAAGAAACAUUCUAGAAAGCACUGUCGCAAGCAUCAUAAACACAGUCUAGCUGGCAACCUAAAUGGAGAUAGAUAUAAUGAGGGUCAUCAAACAAUACAAAAUGAAGAUCAAUUUUGUCAACUUAAUGUGGUUCACUGUGGAGUUAAUGAAAUGCAAGAUGCUUCAAAUCCUAUCACAGUUGCUACCAGCCACGAUAUUAAUACAAGCUCUCAUUUAAAUGAUCCAAGAUUCUAUCUUACACAGGAUGGCACAGAUACUAUGUCCAUUGACAACCAAAUAUUGAAAUGAUCACAUGAAAACUUUCCACUAAUUAUUUCCAUUGUUCUUCUUGAAAUGAAUGCAAAAACAAAACAUUAUUUUUAAAAUAGUUUUAAAGGAAACAUCAUUGACUUCAAACUGAAUUCUAUCUUUUUGGCAGUUCGACUUUACCACUGUCAUGUAGAAAGAACUAUCUGAAGCCAUUCACUUGAAAGUGGAACUUAAUCAUGAGGUCAAAGUUACAAAUAAAUAUGAACUCUACACUGGCUGCAAACAUCUUAUUCAUUCCAUUAUUCCAUUAUAUCUAUAUCAUAUGGGAACCUUGAAAAUUUCUGUUGCAUGAUCAUAUCAUAUGGGUGCCUGGAAUAUUUUGUUGCAUAUUAAUAUUAUAUGUGUACCUGGAAUAUUUUUGUUGCAUAAUCAUUUCAUAUGCGUACCUGGAAUAUAUAUGUUCCAUAUUGGUAAUCAUUUCAUAUGGGUGCCUGGAAUAUUUCAGUUGCAUAAUUAUUGUUAAUAAACUAAUUACAACUGCACUCUUACAAAAUUGAGACUUUAAUGUCAAUUUAUCUCUCUUUACAAUUGAAGCCUAGCAAUGAAUAUUUUUUUAUAUUUGCUUAUUUCCUGUAAAAUAAAAACUGAGUUAAAUUUUAGAUCACCUCUGAAAUUAGUUUUAAAUGUAAAGGCUGAGUGGUUCAUUCUUCGCUGCCAAACUAAGAGCUUUAGUUCAAAUCUUAGUCCUUGAGUCCAACAUACUGAUGUUGGAGAAACAGAAUUGCAGUUGACAAUUAAGUUUUAAUUCUAGUGUGGACUACCAGUGGCCCUAAGUAUUGAAAGAAAUUUAUAUACCGGUACCGGUAUGUUUAUUAUAAUAAAUUAGUCUUAUUUAUAGCCAUGUAUAAAAAAAAUAGAAGGUGAGACUUGAAACAAAGUGAAUCUAGCUUAUAUAUGACUUUUGUCUAUAGCCCUCCAUACCUUAUAUUAUUUUAUAUGUCCUCAAAAGAAAUGAUGAAUGAAUGUUCUAUUUAAAAUGUUUUCAUAUUGAAUAUUUUUUGUUGGUCAAUACAUGAUAUUUUUUACUGCUGAUGUUAUUUGGUGAUGGAUCAAUACUUUGAAAUGCAUUCUUUAAUGUGAAUGGUUGAACUAUACCCAUCUAGAUUGUUAAUGUCUUUGUUGAAAUGAACCAUACCGGUAUUUCUUUACUAUUUAAGCUAACACAAGAAUUCUCCGUAAAUCUUCUUCAAUGGAAAAAAAUAGACUAUUAUGCAUUUUGCUAUCAAAUCCAUUAUCUUCAAAUCCAUUUUAUGAAUGUCUGCAGAACUAAUACCGGUACAUGUAAGAUGAAAGAGAGUUGAUAUGUAAUCAUUUUAGUGAUGAAACUUAUGAAUGUAUUUGUGUUCUUUUUCAUAACUUUUAAACCAGAGAUGAGCAACAACUAUUACAGCUCUGGAUUAUUGAUUUGGAAUCAUUUAGACUUUCUGAGUUAAGAGACUGGAUUUACUUAGAAUUUUUGCUUAUGUCUAAUAAAAGUAAAUAUAGUA